Messenger RNA from Colletotrichum scovillei, 2283 nucleotides. Its product is annotated as DEAD/DEAH box helicase. The transcript is spliced from 5 exons. Bases 1 to 2283 code for a protein of 760 amino acids. Gene Ontology annotation, cellular component: nucleus. Gene Ontology annotation, biological process: rRNA processing. NCBI's taxonomy places the organism in Eukaryota, Fungi, Ascomycota, Sordariomycetes, Glomerellales, Glomerellaceae. The record is from RefSeq and is a predicted model, not a curated record. Gene Ontology annotation, molecular function: RNA helicase activity; ATP binding; nucleic acid binding.
AUGGCGACUCCCACAAAGCCUCCCGCAAAGGGAUCGGGGAAGAAGCAGCAGCCCAAGGUCCUCAAGAGAGACUCGCGCCUCGAGAAGAGAAAGCAGCAGCAGCAAACAAUCGAGCAGCUCGAAAAGUCCGUAGCCGACUUUGACCCCAAGAGCGAAUACACCAGCUUCUCCGAACUCCCCCUCUGCGAAACGACCCGAAAGGGCCUCGAGAAAUCCCACUUCGAGACCCUCACCGAUAUCCAGUCACGCGCCGUGCCCCUCGCCCUCAAGGGCAGCGACAUCCUCGGCGCCGCCAAGACGGGCAGUGGCAAGACCCUCGCCUUCAUUAUCCCCGUUCUCGAGAAGCUCUACCGCGCGCAAUGGACAGAGUUCGACGGCCUCGGCGCCCUCAUCAUCUCCCCGACCCGCGAACUAGCCGCCCAGAUCUUUGAGGUCCUCCGCAAGGAAGAGGCCGAGCGUCUGUCAAAGAUGAACAUCCUCGUCUGCACGCCCGGUCGCAUGCUGCAGCACCUCGACCAGACGGCCGGUUUCGACGUCGAUAACCUCCAGAUCCUCCACGCCGUCGACGCCUUGGUAGACCACCUGCCCUCCACGAGACAGACCCUCCUCUUCAGCGCGACGCAGAGCAAGAAGAUCUCCGACCUCGCGCGCCUGAGUCUCAAGGACCCCGAAUACGUCUCCGUCCACGAGGAAUCCACGCCCAAGAACCUUCAGCAGCACUACAUCGUCACCCCCCUCCACGAGAAGCUCGACACCCUCUUCGGCUUCAUCAAGGCCAACCUCAAGAGCAAAAUCAUCGUCUUCUUCUCCUCAGGCAAGCAAGUCCGCUUCGCCUACGAGGGCAUGCGACACCUCCAGCCCGGUGUGCCCCUCCUCCACCUCCUCGGCAAGCAGAAACAGCUCCAGCGCAUGGAAAUCACAAAGCGCUUCGCCGACGCAAACGCCUCCGUCCUCUUCGCCACCGACGUCGUCGCCCGCGGCGUCGACUUCCCCGCCGUCGACUGGGUCGUCCAGGUUGACUGCCCCGAGGACGUCGACACCUACAUCCACCGCGUGGGCCGUACCGCCCGCUACGAGCGCGACGGAAAAGCCGUCCUCUUCCUCGAGCCCAGCGAGGAGGCCGGCAUGCUCAAGCGCCUCGAGCUCAAGAAGGUGCCCAUCAACAAAAUCACCGUCAAGGAGAGCAAGAAGAAGAGCAUCAAGGACCAGCUCCAGAGCAUGUGCUUCUCCAACCCAGACCUCAAGUACCUUGGCCAAAAGGCCUUCAUCAGCUACGUCCGCUCCAUCUACCUGCAAAAGGACAAGGAGGUCUUCAAGUUCAACAAACUCGACCUCGACGCCUACGCCGCGAGUCUCGGCCUCCCCGGUGCGCCGCAGAUCAAGAUGCGCAAGGGCGAGGACAUCAAAAAGGUCAAGAAUGCGCCCCGCAAGGGCAAGUCCUCCGACGAAGACGAGGAGGACUCGGACGACGCGGCGGCGGCGGCGGCGGGUCCCAAAAAGCCCAAGAAGCCCGAGGUCAGGACAAAGUACGACCGCAUGUUCGAGCGCACGAACCAGGACGUCCUCUCGGGCCACUACACCAAGCUCGUAGCCAACGGCGACGAAGUCACCGGCGACACAACCGCAGCAGCACCCGCCGGCGCAGACGGAGCAGAAGAAGAAGAAGACUUCCUCUCCGUAAAACGCGUCCUCAACGACUCGGAACUCGACGCCGAAUCCGCCCUCGCACCAGGCGCCAAACCAAAGGUGCUAUCCUACGGCGGGCAAGACUUCAUCGUCGACUCCAAGCGUCGCGAAAAGGCCCUCCAGUCCAAGAAGAAGAUGCUCAAGUUCAAGGGCCGCGGCGAGAAGCUCGUCUUUGACGAGGACGGCAACGCGCACCAAAUCUACGAGCUGCAAAACGAAGACGACUUCGAAAAGGAAGGCCCAGCGGAGGCGCUCCGGAAAAAGUUUGUCGAGGGCGAGGCGGCGCGCGUCAAGGAGGCCGACGUGGAUGAUAAGCUCGCCGCCAAGGGACGGCUCAAGGAGAAGAGACUUAAGAGGAAGCAGAGGGAGGCCGAGGAGCGCGGGGAGGUUGUGCCGAAGGGUGCUGAAGGACCGCAGUACAGCGGCAGCGAGGACGAGAGGCCAAAGAAGAAGACUAAGAAGUGGUUCCAGGAUGACUCGGACGAGGAGAGGGAGAAGAAGAAGAAGGCCAAGAAGGGUGGCAAGGUGCUCGAGAUUGACCACGAGCCCGAGACGUUGGAGGACCUCGAGGCUUUGGCUUCGGGCUUGUUGAACUAA